Bursaphelenchus xylophilus (pine wood nematode) is the source of this 5313-nucleotide messenger RNA. Lineage: Eukaryota; Metazoa; Nematoda; Chromadorea; Rhabditida; Aphelenchoididae. The record is from the annotation of a GenBank genome assembly.
AUGAGGUGGGCAUUACUCGUCGUCAUAUUAGUCGUGCCGGCUUUUUCAAGGCCUCAAGCUGACGGCAAGGAAGAGCAUCCCGCUGAUGGUAUGUUGACGAGAAAAAUGGAGAAAAAAAGUUUUUCAAAAAUGAAAAAAAAAUAAAUAAAAAAGUAAUAAAAAACUAUAAUAAAAAAUUCAAAAAUUUUUUUUUAAUCCUCUUGUUUUAUUUCUCAUAUUCUUUUAUUUUCAGACCUAAAAUGCCCGAAAAUUAACAAAAAUUAAAAAAAACAAUAAAGAAAACCAAACAAAAAUUUUUUAAUCAAUUAAUCAAAUGAUUUUUUUGUAAUUUUUUACCUCAUUUUCACCAAUUUUUUUCUAUUUUAGACCUAAAAUCCCCGAAAAUUUUAAAAAAUUUUUAAAAAAUAAAAAGAUCAAAGAAUUUUUUUAACCAUUUUACCCCAUUUUCACCUAUUUUUUCUAUUUUAAGACCUAAAAUCCCCGAAAAUUAUCAAAAAUUUUAAAAAAAUAAAAAUAUCAAAAAAAUUUUUGUAAUUUUUUACCUUAUUUUCACCUAUUUUUUUCUAUUUUCAGACCUAAAAUGCCCGAAAAUUAUCAAAAAUUUUGAAAAAAUAAAAAGAUCAAAAAAAUUUUUGUAAUUUUUUACCUUAUUUUCACCUAUUUUUUCUAUUUUCCGACCUAAAAUGCCCGAAAAUUAUCAAAAAUUUUUAAAAAAUAAAAAGAUCAAAAAAAUUUUUUUAAUAAUUUUACCCCAUUUCCACCUAUUUUUUCUAUUUUCAGACCUAAAAUGCCCGGAGGAUCGAGUCUCCUACUUUGUGACUCCCCACGUCUCCCCUCUGGCCUCUUAUUCCUAUCGCGUUGACGAAAUUGAGCUCGAAAAAUGCCAGGAAUGGUGUUCGAAGAACCUGAAUCCCCAAGAUCAGCCAGCCACGUGUGCCUCAUUUACCUACAAUAACGACACAAAACAGUGCAAAUUGUAUCCCGAGAAGACGUUCCCGGAUGGGCUUUUGGAGAGGAGGGACACCAAGAAGCCCAAAUUUUUGUAUGAAAAAUAUUGUCUGCCAGGUAAGGAGAAAAAAAAAUUCUGCCAGGUAAAUUUUAGCCCUUGAAACGGAAUGCCAAAAAUGGCGGAAAAUUUGAAUUUUUUGAAAAUUCACAUGCGAAAACACCACGAAUACGGCCUGAUAGUUUCCAAAAUGCUACUGACGACUGUUCUAAGUCUUCGUUUCGACCAUAAAAUCCAAUUUUAGCCCUUGAAACGGAAUGCCAAAAAUGGCGCGAAAUUUGAAUUUUUCGGAAAUAGGCUGAGAACGAUAACAGUAAAAGUCAUGUUUAAAAAAUUUUUUUUUUCAUCAAAAAAACUAGAAAAAAAUCAAUCCAAAGAAAAUUUUAUCCUUUGAAAAAUUUUUUUGAUACUUAUUGCGUCAUUUUUGCCCCCAAAUUUUGACAAUUUCCCCCCAAAAAAAACCACUCAAAAUCUUUCUUCCCCAAAAAAUUUUUUUUUCAGAAACCCUCUCCGCCGAUUGCGCCAAGGUCCAUUUCCGUCGCGUGGACGAGAAAAUCCUCAAGGGCUAUGCGCAAGCGACGGCUAUGGUCCGAACUUUGGGCGAUUGCAUGACGCAAUGCAUCAAGGAGACCGACUUCCCAUGCAAAUCGGCCAUGUUCUUCUACGAGGAAGGAGAAUGCAUCACCAAUUUGGAGAGUGAUGACGUCUCGCCUGAGGGGUUGACUGAGCCGGAGGACGAUGACAGAGCCAUCUUUAUUCAGAAUGAUUGCUAUUUCAAGAACCACAAGAGUGAGUUUGAAUUCCCAAAAAUUGUUUAGGGAUUUUUUUUACCUUUUAUACCAUUUUUGGUAGUUUCAAGGAAUUUUUAGCCCUUGAAACAGAAUGCCAAAAAUGGCGGGAAAAUGGAGUUUUUUGAAAAUCCACGUGCCAAAAUAGCACAAAUACGGCCUGGUAGUUUCUAAAAUGCUACUGAUGACUGUUCUAAGUCCUCGUUUCGACUAUAAAAUCCAAUUAUAGCCCUUGAAACGGAAUGCCAAAAAUGGCGGAAAAUUUGAAUUUUUGAAAAUUCACAUGCAAAAAUAGCACGAACACGGUCUGACAGUAUGCAAAAUGCUACUGAAUGCUGUUCUACAGCUUUUUUCACUUUAAAAUCCAAUUUCAGCCCUUGAAACAGAAUGCCAAAAAUGGCGGAAAAUUUGAAUUUUUUUUAAAUUCACAUGCAAAAAUAGCACGAAUACGGCCUGAUAGCUUCUAAAAUGCUACUUACGACUGUUCUAAGUCCUCGUUUCGACCAGAAAAUCCAAUUUUAGCCCUUGAAACGGAAUGCCAAAAAUGGCGGGAAAUUUGGAUUUUUCGGGAAAAAAUUGUCGAUUUCAGCCUGAUUUCGGACUCACUCAACGGGAAGAUACUUUUCGUUACCAGUAAAAAAGUUUCUGGAUUCGACUUUUUUAACAGUUGAAACGGAAUGCCAAAAGUGGAGAUUUGAAUUUUUUUAUUUUACAUAUAUUUUACAAAACUAAUUCCAGACGACACCAAGCCCGAACAACCCAAAGAAAAGCCAGAAGAAGAGAAGAAAAUCGAACAGACGACUACCGAAAAACCCACCGAAGCUCCAACCACUCAAGCCCCACUUGUCGAAAAGGUUGUGGUCGAUGAAUCAACCAAGCCAGAGCCCAUUCAUGAGGAAAUAACUGAGGCUACUAGCCCCAAAGAGGAUAAGAAUGCUAAAGGUAGCGAAUAUUUUUAUGAGAAAAUGGGAUUUUUUGGGAGAAACUAGGAGAAAAUCUUAUGGAAAAUAUAACAAAAAAAAACUGAAAACUUAGGCUGAAAUCUUUGUAAAAUAUUGUAAACACUCCGCAGCAACUUUUUACACCAUUAUUGGCAGUUUCAAGGCAUUUUUAGCCUUUGAAACAGAAUGCCAAAAGUGGCGGGAAAUUUGAGUGUUUAAAAUCUCACCUAGCAAAAUAACACGGAUACGGUCUGAAAGUGUCUGAAAUAACACUGAACCCUGUUCUACAGCCGUUUUCACUUUAAAAUCCAGUUUUAGGCGUUGAAACGGAAUGCCAAAAAAUGGCGGGAAAUUUGAUUUUUUGGAAUUUCCACAUGGAAAAAUAACACGAAUACGGUCUGACAGUAUUUGAAAUGAUACUGACUGCUGUUCGACAGCCUUUUCGCUUUAAAAUCCAAUUUCACCACUUGAAACGGAAUGCCAAAAAAUGUGGGAAAUUUGAAUUUUUUGAAAAUUUUGGUCGAUUCUAGCCUGGUUUCGGAUUAAAGUAACGUGUAUAUACUCUUGACUACCAGUAAAAACGUUUCUAGACAUUUGAAAUCGACUUUUUUGACAGUUGAAACAGAAUGCCAAAAGUUGCGGGAAAUUUUAAUUUUUGAAAUCCCCAUUAAAUCUAAUGCCUGAGUUACAUAUCAAGUUAGCUGAAAAUUAUAUUUACACCUAUUAAAAUAUAUUUCUUCCUUCAGAAUCCACCACUCAACGCAUCCAAACCCUCCACAUUCAAACGUUGCCCCCAACUGAAGCCGCCGAAGAGCCGGCGAAGCCAUUGGAAAUUGUCGACCAAGACAUUCCAAGUGACAUUCAGCCAGCGGAGAAGAGUGAGAAGCGUCCCGAGCUGUAUGGAGCCAAGAUCUUGGUGAGUUCGAGGGGAAAUAAAAUUUUUCGGGAAAUUUGGGGAAUUUUUUUUUUUUUUUUUUUUUUUUUUUUGAGAAUUUCGCUGUCAUGCAAACUUCUGAGCCUAAAACAAUGUUUGAAGCCAAUUUUCACCCCCAAAAACUUUCAGCAACCCACCGAAACGGACGGAAAUCUCUUCCAAGCCAUCAAUUCCAAGGCCUCCGAGCCCAAGCCCUCAAAAAUUGGGGCGCCAGAAUCCGCGAAAAAACUCAAAAUCAACGUUCUACAUACCGAGCCUUUCCAUCCGAACGCCCCAUCUCCACUGAAUGCUCCAGCACCACCUCCACUCAACGACGAAACCCAAUAUUUCACGACUUGGGCCCCAUGGACUCAAUGCAAGAUGGCGGGAGAGCGACGAAUCCGCAGGAGAAAGUGUUUGGACCUCAAGAAGUGCAAAGGAGCCCUGAUGCAGAUCGAGAAUUGCCCACAUGAAUUGAUCAAGGAGGAGGAAGUUGCGCCACUUGAUAUCACAGCUAGUGAUGAUGGUAAGUUAAUAUAAUUUUUGAACGGAAACGCUCUACGAAGGUUCUGAAAACCUUCGCAAGCCUUUUAUUACAAAAAAUUAAGUUGAAUCGACUUCAAAAUUUUAAAUUUUGAACGUUUUUUACGGAUUUUGCCAUUUUAUACGAUGAAAGGUGUCCGAAAGUUACAGUAAGGGUUGGGGUAAAACUAGAUGUUAAGAAUUGAUUAUAGAGCUAUGGAAUAGCUCAUAGCACCAUCAUUUUGUUUCUAGGCCUUCGUAGCAGAUUUUUGCCAGUUUAUACGAUGAAACCUGUCUGAAAGUAGCGAAUGGCAGAGAUUACUGUAAAAUAAUGUCACAAAAGCUUUUCAUUAAAUAAUUUGGAUAGCUCGGGUAAAUUCUUCCCAAUUUUGCCCCUAGGAGGCUCAAUCAAUGAUUUGCGACGUUUUAUACGAUGAAACUUGUCCAAAGUAGUGAAAGUCAGGGAUUACUGUAACAUAACAAAAAUUGUGACAAAAAUCUGCGCGACGGAUCAGUGGAAUACGUAUCGGUCAACUACUUCCCGAUUUUGCCCCUAGGCAACACGAUAAAUAAUUUGCCACAUUUUAUACGAUAAAACGUCUCCAUGUAGUGAAAGCCGGAGAUUACUGUAACAUAAUGUGACAAAAAAUUGUCAUUGGAACGUUUGGGGCCCACUUUAGUCGCAUGCUACCCGAUUUUGCCACUAGGCAGCUCCAAAAACACUAUGCGACAUUUUAUACGGUGAAACCUGUCCAAGAGCAAAAGUUCCAAAAUUCUGUUUUACACGUGACUUGACGUGACUUUAUGCCCCUAAAAUUUCAAUUUUCAGCCUUCGCGCACGGUCCCGUGGGCCCUGCCCGUCAGCCGUUGCCGGUGGGGAUCUCCACUCAACACGAAGCCGGCGCUCCCCCAGCCAUCCUACCGCCCAAACUCUCCAACGAACGCGUGGAGAAGCUGCCCGACGGCGCUCCCGGCCAUCCCGACGACGUGUGGUCGCCCUGGUUGGGGAUCUGCCAGCAAUUCGCGUCGUCGCAGCCCUGCAAAGGCGGCCAAAUGAUUGGGUUCGAGUCGCGCGAGUGCAUCGCCAAGGAUCCGGCCGCUUGUCAAGGCCCGUUCUUCCGUUAUUGCGUGCUCCCCUGCUGA